UAUAUAUAUAUAUAUAUAUAUAUAUAUAUAUAUAUAUAUAUAUAUAUUGUGAAAGACAAUUGUGUGCAAUAUAGUCAAUAAAUCUCUUAGUAUUUACUGAACUUAAAAUAUAAAACUUGGCCACACAGGUGCAUGAUUUAUUUAUUUAUUUUUAUCAGCUUUUAAAAUUAAUUUCAGCCGAUGGUUGAUAGGAAAAAAAUGGAAUUUACUGGCCGGCCUCUAGUACACAUGAAAUCAAACUUGUUGUGAGACUGCUGUAUUAACUCCUCGGUGUCCCUUCUUCAGAGGUUUGUCAUGUGCAACAACAAAGUAGGAUGAGGCUGUUCCGCUCUGGGUUUUUCACAACGAAAUGAAAGGAACACAAAUAAAGUUUGUGGUUGUUUCCAAGUUAAGAUUUUGAAGCCACAUCCCUCUGGGUUCCUCAUCUCUGUGGAACCGCCACUCGUAGCCACCCUUACUCCAAGGUGCAUGUUCUAAACAUCGUUCUUGUAACCACAAAUUUAAUUUAAUGGAAUUUCCUAUACAUGGUAGUGUAAGGCGCUUUGGAGUCCUCUGACUCUGUAAGGCGCUAUACAAGUGUGGGUCAUUUACCACCAACAGUGCAACAUCUUCCCGAGUUGCACAAGUACAUUUUUUGGGGGGUAAAUACUUUUUAAAAUCCUCUUUAAACGUUGUUUAAUGUAUAAACCACUACGCGCUACUUCUGUUAUCUCACCAGAUGUUGCUCACGUCAUCGUUUCUCCAUGAGCCGGACCAGGAAUGAGGUGGAUAACAACAAAUUCAUUCUUCAAAACUCAAACUUGUCCCAUGGGACUGCCAAAGUGUUACAACUAAACAACUCAAAGUUUUCAGGCAAAAAAAAAAAAAAAAAAUCAUGUUUUCUUCAGAUUAUGCCUCAAACUUUAUCAUAUUUGCACAUUUUGCUAUUGUGACUUUUGCAUUUUCACUGCAUAGUUUUUAUUCUGAGUUCAUGUCACUGUCAGCUUUAGUUCCUGCCGCGUGAAACCUGUUGAGACCGGAUGUGAAAUCCCUUGAGAUAAUUGAGAUUAUUUGUUGACUGUCUGACAUGAAGCCAAGUUUGUCUAAUAAUUUAUUUCUCAGCUGAAACAAACAUUUAAUCUCACAGAGCGAAGUUACUAAUUUCUUUCGGCUCAUCAGAAUUCCUCCUCUGGUUUUAAAUUCAAGUAUUUGCACUUUAUGCAUUAUUUUUUAUUUUAAAUAAGAAAAAUCCACAGCAUUUUUUGAGUCAUCACAAUUUUAAGUGUUAUUAAACUCACAGUGAAAGUUUACAUGGUGAUGAUGAUGGAACAUCUUCAUCGGUAAGGACAGGGUGUUUUGUGUCUGUUUACAAGCUUAUGUCACGAGAACAGAACCUGUUGGACAUUUCUGCAUCAUUGUGUGUUCUUAUAGUUUUAUAUUUUUACAUAGUUUGUGUCUAAAUAAAAAAAAACUGAACUCUUAAUUUAUCAUUUCUGUUUUAUUUGCCAUAAAAACAUAAAAUAAAAUCAGUUUUCCAUCAAAUAAAGAGAAAACUUAGUUUAUUGAGUUUUUUAACUUUAGAAGAGUUAAUUUAUGUAUCAGGAGUUCACUUGGUUUGUGUUUUUGUGUCCAGAAAAAUGUGUAAAAUAUUUAAGUAGAACUGAUUAAAAAUGAUUAAUUUGUAUGAUUAGCAUUUUUAAAGCAUUUUUAAUCCGCAAGAAUGAAGCAAGAGUGACAACCUGUGGUCAAAUAUGGGUACUGCACACUAUUUUUCUAAACAAAAAGUCACCUUCUCACUUCUGUUCCAUGAGUUUCAUGGCUGUUGCCUGUGCCAGAAGGUUCUAGACCAGGGGUGUCAAAGUCAAAUUCACACUGGGUUGAAAUGAAAAUCUGGGACGGAGUCGAGGGCGAAACUUAAUAUUUUUUGAAAAAGUGACGGCAAAUUUGCACAUUUUCUUUAUCGACAUGUAUGCAAUUUUGAACCUUUUAAUUUGGAAACAAACUUAUUUCUGCAUUAACACUGAAUGUGGAAUGACCAAAUUACAAACAAGCAAGUUAUUUUUAAAUAAAACGUAUCGGUGGUAUUCAUUACUUGUGGUAUAUUCAGCAUUUUUAAAAUCUAUUCAGGAUUUAUGUUUUCUUGUUAAUUUUUCUUAUUUAUUCUCCUUUUUUUCUCCUGUAAUAAGUGUCAUCGCUGCUGUGACACCUAGCUUUCCCCACUGAGGAACAAUAAAGGGAUUUUCUAUUCUAUUCAUCUAUCUGCAGCCUUUCCACUUCCUGUUCUACUGCAGGUUAAAUCUUUUCUCACGGGCCAGCAACAAAAUAAAAAUAUAAUUUUAUCUUAAAUGAAAAUGCAACAUCUCACCUGUUUCAUGUUUUGGAGCAGGAAAAGAGCAUAAAACCAAAAAAUUUAAAGCUCAGUUUGCUCCACUGAUUUACUGUGAUCCUCACCUGUUCCAGCCAGAUACCUGCAUCAUGGGGUUCAGCUCUGAGCUGAGGAGGAGACUCCUGUUGUUUUGUCCAUCUUCAUCAUAAAAAUGACAACAUUAGAUGACAACAGGUGCUCACAUAGGUUUGGGCUGCUGAACAUGUCUGAGCAGCUUGACCACGUUGUUGUGUCAAGAAGGAAAAAUAAAAACGACAGCAGCCACAGAGUCAUGCUGACUUGAGUGUGUCGCUGCUCGCUGGAGUUAUAUCAGCUCUGUCUGGAUGUUAGUUGGAAAACUUUCUCUUUCAGUCGUGAACACAUUACUGAGCGGUUAAAAUCUCCAUUUCUGGGCUUCAACGUCGGCAAAUAGCUGAGUAAACUCGGCACUGAGUGAGAGGAGUGUAGUUUGUCCGAGACAGCGGAGCUGCUGCAGACACUGGCAGCAGACGCUGGAAAAAACAAAGGAAGGGGCGCUUCGGCUCCGCGCUAACACCACAAAGCAUCGUGGAAGUUGUAGUCUUUGCGGUAAGAUCGGCAAGCAGGUCAGUUUUUAUAUAUUUUUGAUAUUUAUCUCGCGUGCCACAUAAAAAUGCUUCGCGGGCCACACCUAGCCCGUGGGCCUUGUCUGACACGUGUUCUAGAUGAUAAGCAAAGACAAGUCAUGCACAGUAGGUUGGUCAGUACACAAAUACUUUUCACUUUAAUAUCAAGUUGUUGGUAUUUGAAAAAUUAGCUGAGAUUUUUUUAGAGCCAACUAUCUGCUUCCAAUUCACCGUUAGCUUUGUUAGCUCAACCAUAGCCUCUAGCCUGCUUCACCUGAUAAUAGAGUAAAACAAAAAGAAACUUCUUGGUCACUCCUGUUACUGGCUUUGGUUCAUUCAACAACCCUGGAGAUUUUACCUGUUGGUGUCGAAUUACAAAUGUUGACUCUACAGCGUUAGCUUGCCGGAGACACAGCUACUUCACAGGCUCGCUGAUCGUAAACAUGAUGAUGUAUCUCUGACUAUUUUGAAAGGAGAAAAACUGACAAUCCUCCAGCCGGCUGAGAAUUAAAUCUGUUUCAAUGUAACCUUCCUUCCAACAUGAUUGAUACCUUGGACUUUUGGGAUCAUUUCAGUGUAAAAUUCGUACAUAUCUCUCAUUUAGCCUCCAUGUAGCCUGAGAACAUUAUGCUGGUUGGAAUACUUCUCUGGCUAGAGGACUUUUGGUUUCUAGAGGCUUAGUUAAGGUUACUGUACAGGGUGGGCCAUUUAUAUGGAUACACGUUCAUAAAAUGGGAAUGGUUGGUGAUAUUAUUUAUGCCACAUUAGUAUAUGUGAGUGGGCAAACUUUUCAUGAUGGGUGGUGACCAUGAAAGAAUUUGUUCAAACAAAGCACACCAUUGUAUUUCUUGUGAAAUUACCAAUAAGUUUGAUGUGUCACAUGACUCUUCCAAUUGAAAAAAACAAAAGUUGGAUCCAAGCUGGCCAACUUCAAAAUGACCACCAUGGUCAACUGUAGAUCAAUACCUGAUCCCUUUAGGGUUCAGCACCCUGUAUGAUACUUUACCAAUUUCUCCAGGUCCUUUCCUAAAACUGCCAGAAUGUGGUCAGAUCAUGUUGUAGUAAAACCUGUAAUAUUGCCGUUGAAGCCACCAGGAGGAGCUGCUUCCUUCCUUCUGGAGCCUUUUGACCUCCCUGAGAUCAUUACUGACUAUACGUCUCAGGCUUCCAGCUCCAACGCCUAACCUCAUCACCCAAACUCAACCUGACCUGGUUGGAAGCCUUCCAAUCCCAUCAGGCACCUUAACAGUCAGACACAUGGCCUUUUGUCUGCCUCGGGGAUUCCAGAUGGGAUUAACGACGCUCUCAGACAUCUGUUGGUUCACAUCAGAUCACCACACAAAGUUGCUGCUGCUGGUUAUGCUGCACUGCUACGUUAGUCAUUUGGAUUUAUUCUCCGUUAUCUGGAUUUAAGGAAACCUGUGUUUAUGGUCUGAAGGGAGCAUCAUCUUUACAUUUUUGUUAUUUGUCAGUUUUGGAAGAACUCAGAAAAACCAACUCUGCAAUGUGCUGAAGAAAUUUUGGAUUUAGAAAGACUGGAAGAGUUUGAAGAAGAAAUCUAACGAGAAGCAUGGACAGAAUUUGUGAGAGAUGGAGUUGAUGAUGGCUUUUAUUGACUAUGCAGCACCAAGAAGAUGAACUGAUGAUGAGAAAAGCCUAUGUUCUGACAGGUUAUUUGUUGAAGUAUGGAUGAAACCAGAACUUAAACUACCACCCGUGUAAUCAUGGCCGACAACAAUGGCAAAAUAAGAAAUGGUGAUUGUGAGUUGGCACGACAGACCAGUGACAUCUCCAUCAGCGCUAACAUUGGUCCCACCCAUGGCUUACAGAGGAAGCACCUUUUGUGGCAGACUGCUGUCAGGAACAUCAUUGAUCAGCACAACCUGUACUCUCUGAGGUUGGCUGGAGGACUGGAGAGGGGCAGGCACCGCAUCACAGUCACUGAUGCCUAUAUUGCUGACAUCAACAGGCAGAUUCGCAACAAGGCAUCUCGUGGAAAUUUCUGGCAGAAACGUCGCUCCUCUGCAGCUCGGGUCCAUCCCAAUUCGCAGAGUGUGGGAACAAAAACCACUCCACGCUCACUAAUUGAUGCUGACUUCUUUGUGUCAUUUGGACCAUCAGUUCGAGGUGUCUUCAUUCCAAUGCUGCAGCUGAUGUUCAAGUCUGCUGAGCUGGAGCAGCUCUACCAGCAGUUCUCCUUGGCCCAGAGAAGAACCUCGCUGGUCGUCACCAACCUGAUCGACAUCCUCACCCGACUCUUUGUGACUCUGCUAACAAGGCCAACAGGCUGGGGGAAUGUGGCCUGUGACUGGCUGACCUGCCUGACUGUCAUCCUGUGGGCGGGCUUCUGUGUGCUGUCACUGGCUAAGAAGGAGGUGAUGACAUCACCAAACGGGCUAAGGUUCCUGUCGGUGGUCAGCUGGACGUCUCAGACAGCCCAGGUGUUGGUUGGCGUUUUCACCUGGGCAGAGACAGACCACUCCUGGUACGUCCUUUUCACUUUGUUCUCCACCUACACUCUGCUGCCCCUCCCCCUCCCUUGGGCUAUCAUUGCUGGGGUAACAACCUCCACCCUGCACCUCCUGGUGGAAAUUUGUAUGAACUACAGCAACCAAAUCAUCAGAAAGGUGAUGUCAAAGGCCUUGCUGUACCUGGGCAUGAACAUUGCAGGUCUGUUCAUUAACUACCUGUCUGACCGGACUCAGAGGCAGAGUUUCCUGGAGACCCGACGCUGCAUCGAAGGACGAGUUCGACUGGAGAGAGAGAACCACAGACAGGAGCGUCUGGUGAUGUCCAUCCUGCCACGCUUCCUGGUUUUGGAGAUGGUUGCUGACAUGACUGCUGUGGAUGAAUAUCUGCUACCUCAACAGUUCCAUAAGAUCUACAUCCAUCACUACAAGAACGUCAGCAUCCUGUUUGCAGACAUCAUCGGCUUCACGGCUCUCUCUUUGAUCCUUUCGGCUCAGGAACUGGUAAAAACUCUAAACGAGCUUUUUGGUCGCUUCGACAAGCUAGCUGAGGAGCACCAAUGUUUGAGGAUUAAGAUCCUGGGAGACUGUUAUUACUGUGUCUCUGGUGUCCCGGAGCCUCAGAGAGGACACGCUCGCUGUUGUGUGGAGAUGGGUCUGAGUAUGAUCAGCACCAUUAGGUACGUUCGACGGGAGCUCCAGCAGGAUCUGGACAUGCGGAUUGGAGUCCACUCAGGUUCUGUCCUCUGUGGUGUGUUGGGUCUUCAGAAGUGGCAGUUUGACAUCUGGAGCUGGGACGUGGACGUUGCCAACAGCCUAGAGGCUGCAGGAGUACCGGGGCAGGUCCACGUCUCACAGGCCACCCUGGACUGUCUAGAUGGGAUUUAUGUCAUAGAACAGGGACACGGCCAGGACCGCAGCGAGUUUCUACGGAAACACAAGAUAGACACGUAUCUGAUCCGCCCCGCGUUGCAGCAGGAGGCCCAGCCACCUAAAGCCAGGCGUCCCAGCUACGAUGAGAUGACAACCUGGAGCGCCGAGCUGCCGUUUGGAGAUAUCCUGGGAAUGAACUUUAUUCUGGCCACGUUCACUAACGGCUCUCUGACUCAGCUGCCCAAUCACAUCACAGCUCAGCGUUCCGGCGCACGGGAAGUCAACAAGAGGAUUCGUCAGGCGAUGGAGGUCCGAAGCAGCGAGCGAAUGAGAAAGGAGCACAUCACUACCUUCACUCAGGUGUUCAAGGACUCCCAAAUGGAGGGAAAGUACUCUCAGAUCAGAGAUGAGCUCUUCAAGUCCAACAUGGUGUGUUCUUUCAUUCUUCUUCUGGUGCUGAUGGUGGUCCAGGUGCUGAUUCCUGCCCCCAGGUUGAUUCCGAUGGUGGUGCAGUUCCUUGUCAGUGGAUGCAUUUACUUCCUGCUUCUGUUGCUGACUCUGGGGGAGGAGUUCAAACAUUGCCCCGCCCCCCUGCAGUCGGUCUGCUGCUGGGUUCAUGAAAACAAGGAUGCUCGAACUAUGCUAAUGCUCACCGCCAUCACGGUGAACUCUGUGAUCGCCACGGUGGACAUCCUAUGGUGUGAUGCGUCCCAAACCAGUGGGCACGAGGCCCUGUUGGCUCCGCCCACCUCCACCUGGUCUGACAUCAACAUCUGCACUCAUCCAGAGGUCAUGGUGUUGAGUGUUGUGGUUGCCAUGGUUACCUGUACGGUGUUCCUCAGACUGAGCUGUGUCCUCCAGCUGGUGUUCCUGCUGCUGGCUGCCAUCCUGUACACCUACGUGAUCGAGACUCACAGCUCUUACCACUUGUGCAGGAGGGGAGUUUGUCUGGUUGUCAUGGGGAUGUUCAUAGUGGCCGUCCUCUACAACAGCAGACAGUUAGAGGCGACGGCCCGGCUCGACUUCCUGUGGCGUCUGCAGGCGAGGAAGGAGGUGGAAGACAUGAAGGAGCAGAGGGAGCGCAACGAGUGCCUGCUGCUUAAUAUCCUGCCAGCUCACGUGGCUCAACACUUCCUGGAGAGGGACGCCUACGACGAGGAGCUGUACUCUCAGUCAUACGAGCAUGUUGGCGUCCUGUUCGCCUCUCUGCCAGGAUUCUCUGACUUCUACGAGAGGAAAGAACUCGCCCAUCAGCAUGUCGAGUGUCUCCACCUCCUCAACCAGAUCAUCAGUGAUUUUGAUGAGCUGCUGGACGAAUGUUAUUUCCAGGAAGUGGAGAAGAUUAAAACCAUUGGCAGCACAUACAUGGCAGCUUCAGGCCUCUCACCUGACCGACAGGAGUUUGAGGAUGGCUGGAAUCACCUCAGUGAGUUGGUUUUGUUCGCUUUGGCCAUGCAGGAAACUCUAAAACACAUCAACAUGCAGACAGGAAACAUGUUCCAGCUGAGAGUUGGUAUUGCACACGGCCCGGUGAUUGCAGGUGUGAUUGGAGCCACCAAACCUCAGUACGACAUCUGGGGUCUAACGGUCAACAUGGCGAGUCGGAUGGAGAGCACCGGGGUCAGCGGGAGGAUCCAAGUACCAGAAUCCACCAGCUGCAUUCUGGUAGAGCGAGGCUUCCUACGGCAGCUCAGAGGGGACAUUCAUAUCAAAGGCAUCAGUGAACGUCAUGGGAAAGUUCGCACGUAUUACGUCAGCAGUCGGGAUGAGCGGUCCAGCUUCGUGGAGCGUGGAGGUGGGCGGGGCUUUAGCCUGAACAGGAACACACUGGGAGCUGUGGUCUACAGUCUGGUUCAGGCCAGGAAGAGGGAGAAGCUGAGGGAGGAGAACGGAGGCUUUCACCUGGUGGAGGCAUCUUAGGGAGAGGAGGAGGAGAAAAAAGAAAGGAGAGGAUGACAAGGAGGGAAUAGCAAAAGCAGGGCGGAAGUUUCCACCUGGUUGAGGCCUCUCAAGAGGAGGAGAGUAAGUCGAAAUAAACCUUUCCUGUUGUUCAGCUGAUGAUCACGAUUGUUUGUUUUAAAAAUCUGUUUCAAUAUCAAAGGAAAAAAUGAAUUCAAUUUGUAGUUUUUCAUGAAAACUACAAUUAAAUGUUGGAUUAAGGUUUUUGUAUUUUUUUAAGCCUUUCUUUACUCAGUCUGACCACCAGAUGGCGCUAUAACACCACUUAUCCUGGUGUUGAAGAUUUUUUUUUAACCAAAGACGUAAAAUUACAACUACGAAAAAAAAAUCUUGUCAAAAUGAGUUUUCAAAAUGUCUGAACUUCCUGUUUAAAACUGUAAAAAGUUAAUAUCUGUAUAAGAUACGCUGCACGGUGCUGCCGGUGGUAGCUCACUGCAAAAAAGUCAGGUUCAAAUCUCAGCUGCAGCCUUGCAUGUCCUCAUCAUGCAUGAGUGGAGUUUCAGCAGAAAUUCUGAGCAACAGCGUGGUCCAGAGGCUGAAAAACGUAUUUCACCUCAAGCCCCUGUUCUUACUUACACGAUUACAGCUGGAAACAACGCCUCUCGUAUUUGAAUGACCCCCUCUUGCUGGUCAACAAAGCCAAAUCCCAUAGUUUUACAUUAUUUAUAUCAUUAUUAAAAACUCACUUGUUUGUGAGAAAUGUUGCCAACUCUGCAUCAGUCUAGGUACGUCCUCAAAUGUUCACACACGCUCUGUGAUUGACAGCUGUACAUAGAUGUAGAUGUCUAACGCUAUUGGCUAAUGCUGAGAGGGGCUCAUUUCAAAUUUCAAUGGGGCUCUAUGGGCCUGAAGGGGGGCUUCGCCAAAAAAAACAAACAGUGUAAGGGUUUUAUGGAUUUCUAAAAAAUCUUAGGUACAUCCGUGAUUUACAUAAUCCCUAAAAGGGCAAAACUCUGGAUUACAGCUUUAACAUGCUCUCAUCUACACCAGCCAGGCCAGAUAUUCUGAGCUUGUUUCAGUCCGAGGAAAUCCAAGCGUGAUGGAGAGAGAGUCUAAAGACUCUAAUUGGCUUUAAAUGAAAAAGGAACAUAAGAUGUGAAGAUCUGAGUGUGAGCGUCAGGAGCCCUGCUCUCACAGGGAACCUGCAUCUGUUUGCAUGUGUUCUGAGUUCCUGAGAGGAAACUGAUUUUCCUCUGAGUUUACAAUCGAUGAAUCACAUGAGUCCCUGAGCGAGGCGACUCUAAUGUGAAGCAUGCGUGAGACGAAGACCUCGUGUCCCCUUUGCUGUCCAAACCGUCCCCCAGACGGGACGAGUAGGAACCAGAGUUUCAUCUAAACAUGAACUCAUUUUCUGAAGAUCAGCUGAUGGGACAUUUAUCAGAUCCCUGUUCCUCCUCCAUCUCGGUUCUCCCUGUGGUCUCAGAUUCUGGGUCAGCGUGCUCACCGAGGACUUCCCUGACAAUCAGCUGACUGAAAUCACUAAUCUGGAUUUUCAGCUUCUGUCUGUCAAAAUCUCCAGGAUUAUUUAAAUAUUAUUAAAGGAGGUUAAUUAAAGCAGAUCUGAUGUUUUGUGUUUACUUUUAUCCUGCAUGUUUUAAUUAUUUAAUAUCCAAUAAUAUAAAUUAAAUCAUUAAACAUUUAAAAACAUUGUUUGAUUAUUAAUUAUUGAUCUAAAAUGUGUUUCCACUGUUUUUAUGAUGAAAUAAACCAUCAUAUUACCAGGUUUGUUGUCAUGAAGCUGUUGUAUCAACGUUUCUGUAUUAAUUUGUCAUUUUGCAUUUUUCUUUCAUCAUAUAAUGAAAAUACAAAACAACUAUUUUGCUUUAUUUAAUAUCUUUGUGACUCAUCAUGUAAACCUGAUCAAACUUACUUCCUCUUGUUUACUUCCUGUGGUUAAUCAUUAAUCAGCCAUUAAUGAUUUAGUUUUGUUUAUAUUUUUAUAAUUGCAACAUUUUCUAGAUGUACUUUUUAGUUGUUAAAAGUGAUCUUAUAUUUAUAAUUUUAUUUUUCUAGACUGAACUUUAAUAAAUACAUUCCUGAGAA
Molecule: messenger RNA, 10292 nt
Organism: Nothobranchius furzeri (turquoise killifish)
Lineage: Eukaryota; Metazoa; Chordata; Actinopteri; Cyprinodontiformes; Nothobranchiidae
Source: RefSeq, a predicted model, not a curated record